Siniperca chuatsi (mandarin fish) is the source of this 1694-nucleotide messenger RNA. RefSeq names its product abhydrolase domain containing 14B (gene abhd14b). Gene Ontology annotation, cellular component: cytoplasm. Lineage: Eukaryota; Metazoa; Chordata; Actinopteri; Centrarchiformes; Sinipercidae. The transcript is spliced from 4 exons. The coding region runs from base 229 to 864 and encodes 211 amino acids. The record is from RefSeq and is a predicted model, not a curated record.
UUGCAUAAACGCAGACGUCUGAAUAGUUUGUUUGUUUUAAAUUGCUGCUAGAAAGUAAUUCUCUUUACAAACGCUAGACGUCAGUAGAAUAAUUUUCCAGAGGUUUUUUCUUUGUUUUUGUUUUUCCUGUUUUGCGGGAAAUAAAGUGAAACUACAGCUGCUUCGAGACUGAACUGUCCUACUUUAUUUUGCAAGUGAAUCGUCGGUUCAUUAUUGGAGACUGUCAGGAUGUCAGCCGUUAAGAUGACAGAGGGGAGUGUGCAGGUGGAGAGCUGCAAAGCGCCGCUGUUUUACAGACAAAGUGAACCUGCCACAAGGGAAGUGAGGAUGUCGGUUUUACUCCUUCACGGCAUCCGUUUCUCAUCAGAAAACUGGCUCAACAUCGGCACUCUGGACACUCUAGCCAAAGCAGGCUGCCGUGCAGUCGCCAUCGACCUGCCAGGACUCGGCCGGUCUAAGUCAGCCGAGGCCCCGGCAGCGGUUGGAGAACUGGCCCCUGCAGGUUUCCUGAAAGAGGUGUGUGAGCAGCUAAGCCUGAGCCCGGUGGUGGUGAUCAGCCCGUCUCUCAGUGGGAUGUACUCCCUCCCUUUCCUCCUCCAGCACCAGGCUCUGAUACGAGCCUACAUCCCUGUAGCGCCCAUCUGCACCGACAAAUUCACAGCAGAGCAGUACCAGAGCGUAAAGGUCCCAUCGCUGAUCAUUUACGGUGACCAGGACACUCAGCUCGGAGAAAUGUCACUCGGCAGCCUGAACAAUCUGGCCAAUCACAGCGUGGUGGUGAUGAAAGGAGCGGGUCACCCCUGUUACCUGGAUGAUCCGGACACUUGGCACAAAGCUCUCACAGACUUCCUUCAUACACUGUGAAGCUCUAAGUCACACAUAAAUGACUCGGAGGAUCCACACACAUAAACACAUUAUUCCUUCAUGAGAAAUUUAGACCACAAACAUCCUCCUGCUUGAUUUUGACUUUAUAGUGUCAGUAAUGAAACUGGAAAUCAAGACUUUUCUAAUGAGGGGAGAUGAGGCUCAACAACAAAGUAGGACAUUUUGAGAAAUACGCUUAUUCACUUUGCUGUCGAGAAUUACAUGAGAAGAUUGAUGUCUAUAUGCUAAAUAUGAAGCUACCGCUAACAGUCGGCUAACUUAGCUUAGCAUAAAGACUGGAACUGGGGGGAAACAGCUAGCCUGGCUCUGUCCAAAGGUAACAAAAUCCACCUACCAGCACGUUCUAAAACUCACCAAUUAACAUGUUAUAUCUCGUCUUUUAAAUUGAAGUGUAAAAACAACAAUUUGCUGUUUUACAGGGGGGUUAUGUGCCAAACUAUUUGUUGGCAGGGACCAAUAAGUUCCUGGAGUUUACACUGGUUGCCUGGCAACUGGUCCAAGUACUUUGACACCCCCCGUUUAACGCCGAUUUGUUGUUUUUACACUUUGGUUUUUGUACGGAUUAAACAAACGAGUUAUAAUGUGUUUAUUAGUGAGCUAUAUGCUGUGUAGAAAACAAGACAAACAUGGAUGCCUCACAUCAACCAAAGACUGUUGUUCAAUGUAAUUCAACCCAACUUGAAUGUAUAUGGUGUCAUAUUGUCACUGCACAGUAUUUCAUUCCUCGCACGCCUUUUCACAUUCUUUUUCUUUAAUUCCAUGAAAAUGAAUACUGUGUAUUAUGAUUAAUAGUAAAGCUACAAUUAUGA